AUGAGCAAGGAAUUGAGAGCACUCACAAAGCGGGAACGGCAGAUGCUGAAUAGCUUGGACGUCGUGCAGCAAUUUUUAGAGGAUUUUGAAUGGGACAGGGAUGAGUGCCAGGUUGAAGUUCGGUUGCAGCUGUUGCAGGAGGAGUACAAAGAAUUUCUCGAAGUUCGCAACAAAAUUGAAAUUAUCAUGGAAGAUGCGGAUUCUGAGAAAUUUGCUGCGGGAGAUGAAGAUGAAAAAGAGGAAGCAGAUCAACUUCGAGAAAAGGCCAAUUUUGACGUAAUGCGGCAGUUUCAGAAUCGGUUUUGUGUGCUGAAGGCACAACUUUUGAAGCUAAAACCUGUCAGUACAGCAGUUUCGAAAUGCGACAGAGAUCAAUCUAAUUGUGGAAAGCAGACAGCAGCAUUUUCUCGAGUUAAACUUUCGGAGAUUUCCCUUCCCCACUUCAGCGGUAAUAUAAAGGAUUGGGUUACGUUUCGCGAUACCUUUUAUAGUCUGAUCCAUAACAACUCGCAGUUGACGGAAAUGGACAAAUUCACGUACCUGAAGUCGUCACUCACAGGAGAAGCUCUCCAGGAGGUAAACGGCAUCGAGUUGUCUGCGGCCAACUACGAUGUAGCUUGGAAGACUCUGGAAUCCAGAUACGAAAACCGAAAACUCAUCGUGAAGGAUCAUCUGGAUGCACUCUUCUCACUCGAACCUCUGAAGAAAGAAUCUUACGAUGGUUUGAAUCAUCUUAUCCGCGAGUUUGAGAAGAAUUUGCAAAUGUUGGAGAAAAUAGGGGAUUGGGUCGUCAUGGGUGCAGACCACUAUAUGGAUCUGCUAACCGAUGGCAGACAAAAGGUAACCGACGAUGGACCUACGCUACAAAACACGGUAUUUGGUUGGAUCCUAUCAGGAAGGAUUCCACGCAGCUCCUCCAGAAUGACCCAGUCAAUCACGUUUGUGUGCUCCACGGCAAAGAUUGAACAGCAGCUCACAAGGUUCUGGGAACUAGAAACCUGUAACACUACAUCCAACAACUCCAUCGAAGAAACAAUCUGCGAAGAAAUAUUUGAUAAGACGACAGUCAGAGAUUCAUCAGGAAGGUUCAUCGUUACACUACCGAAGAAAGAAUUCGCAAUUGAACGUCUUGGCGAAUCGAAAAGGAUAGCAAUUAAUCGGUUCAGAGGAUUGGAACGACGCUUCUCUGCAAAUCCAGAACUGAAGCAGAUGUAUACUGAUUUCAUCCAUGAAUAUCUACACCUUGGACAUAUGCAAAUCGUUACGGACAGAUCUGAAAAGGGAACAUACUAUCUGCCACACCACGCUGUUUUAAAACCAGAAAGCACUACAACAAAACUUCGAGUUGUGUUCGACGCUUCGUGCAAAACAACGACCGGAGUAUCUCUGAAUGAUGUCCUUCUAGUUGGCCCUGUUGUACAGGAUGAUUUAAUCAGCCUAACUUUGCGCUUUCGGUUGUAUCAAUAUGCUCUUAUUGCGGACAUCGCCAAAAUGUACCGCAUGAUUCGAGUUCAACCAAACGAUAGACAUCUGCAGAGAAUCUUGUGGAGGGACUCCUCCGACCAGCCCAUCAGCUCAUUCGAAUUGACGACCGUUACGUACGGAACAGCAUCCGCACCAUAUCUGGCGACCAAGUGCCUGCAGAAGUUAGCAGACUAUGGUCAGCAAACUCAUUCGCUCGCAGCAUCCGUCAUCAGAAAUAACUUUUAUGUAGACGACCUGCUAUUGAGUAUAGGUAGUAUUGAUCAAGGCAGAGAACUCAUACGUGAAAUCAUCGAAUUGAUGGAAUCAGCCGGUUUCUCUUUACGGAAAUGGAAUUCGAAUUCCCGAAAACUCCUAUUGGAUGUACCAGAAACCCUGAGAGAUGAUCGCACCAUUCUAGAGCUAGAUUCGUCCAGCGCUCCAAUCAAAACCUUGGGUUUGGCUUGGGAACCAAGUACAGAUAAUUUCCGAUUCCAUAGUCCUAAGUGGAGCAUGGCAGCAGAUAUUACAAAAAGGGUUGUGUUAUCAGAUGUCUCCAGAAUAUUUGACCCCUUAGGCUUGGUUGGUCCGGUGGUGGUGAAAGCGAAGAUUUUUAUGCAAGAGCUCUGGAAAUACGAAUGCAGUUGGGAUGAGCCUCUCACUGAUAGUCUUCAACAACAAUGGAAAGAAUUUCGGAGAAAUCUUGUAGACUUGGAUGGCAUGUCCAUUCCUCGUUGGGUCGGAGUCACCGCAACUGUGAAGUCCAUACAACUUCACGGAUUCUGUGAUGCAUCAGAGAAGGCAUAUGGGGCAUGUAUAUUUGUAAGAACCGUCGAGGACAACGAUACUGUUUCAACACACCUCUUGAUUUCAAAAUCACGGGUAGCCCCUCUGGAAAAUCUCAAAAGAAAAAAUCGUCGGCAGUCCAUUCCUCGACUUGAGUUAUCUUCAGCACUGCUUCUUUCACAUUUGCACGAGAAAGUGAUGGCCAGCAUCCACAUCGAAGUCAAGUCAUAUUUCUGGACGGAUUCGAUGAUCGUAAAAUGUUGGCUUACUUCAGCACCAUCCAGGUGGAAGGAAUUCGUUGCGAAUCGAGUCUCCGAAAUACAGCACCUGACGAGUGAAGGAGUUUGGAAUCAUGUAAUGGGAGUUGAAAACCCUGCUGAUAUUAUUUCCCGGGGCAUGACUCCAGCGCAGCUACAAUAUCAAUCCAGUUGGAGGCAUGGGCCUGUUUGGUUACAGCUGGACGAAUCGAAUUGGCCCCAACCCAUCCCAAUCCAGGAGGAAGAAUUAGACAAGUCAAUUAUGGAAGAGAAAAAAGUCAUCACAGUAGUUCUACAUGCAAUCAACCCAACUGCUAACCGGAAUCGUCGCAAGCAUGGAUUCAUCACCGCUGAAGAACGCGACGAAGCACUGAAAAUUUUAGUUCGUCUGUCCCAGAAAGAAGCAUUUCCACAGGAGUUUGCUGACUUAUCCAAGGGUGAACAGGUUCAGGAGUCCUCUAGAAUAAGUUCACUUCAUCCGCAGAUAACAGACGGCACUAUUUGUGUUGGCGGCCGGUUACAGCAUGCGCUGUUGUCAACAACUCGGAAGCAUCCAUUCAUAUUGCACCAUCGACACCCGCUAACAAGAGCAAUUGUAUCAUAUUACCACCGUAAGCUGUUUCAUGCAGGUCAACAACUCUUGAUUUCCACUGUCCGUGAACGGUUCUGGCCGACAAACGCUCGAAACCUGGCCAGAAAGGUUAUUCAUGAAUGUGUUCCAUGUUUUCGCAACAGACCCAGAAUACACGAUCAACUGAUGGCAGAUCUUCCACCGGAAAGAGUCACUCCUUGCAUACCAUUUCAGCGAGUUGGAGUCGACUACUGCGGGCCGUUUUGGAUUGCGUUUCCACAUCGCCGAGCUCGUCCAACGAAAUGUUUUGUAGCUGUGUACGUGUGCUUGGUUACAAAGGCAGUGCACUUGGAGCUGGUCGCUGACUUAACAACACAGGCUUUCUUGGCAUCACUGAAACGCUUUUCAUCACGCCGUGGCAAGCCCAGUCUGGUAAUGUGCGAUAAUGCCACGAACUUUGUUGGAGCCAGACGAGAAUUGGACGAGCUAUGUACGUUGUUUAACAACCAACAAUUCCAACGGACUAUUUCUGCAGAAGCAGCGGAAAGCAAUAUUGAUUUUCGGUUCAUACCCGCACGUUCCCCAAACUUUGGAGGACUUUGGGAGUCAGCAGUUAAGUCCUUCAAAACAUUAUUUAAGCGGACCAUUGGCACCCACACCUUGCUUUAUGAUGAGAUGCAGACUGUUUUAACACAAAUCGAAGCUGUGCUAAACUCGCGACCACUGACUCCGGUGAGCAACGAUCCGAACGACUACGAAGCGCUAACACCGGGUCAUUUCUUGAUCCAACGACCUUUAACUGCGAUUCCUGAACCUGAUUUGGACGACAUACCUGUGAAUAGAUUGUCUGCUUGGCAACGGACGCAAUAUUUUAUGCAAUGCUUGUGGAAGAAAUGGUCGGCACAGUAUCUCUCGAAUCUACAGAACCGCACUAAAUGGACGAAAGAACGCGAUAAUUUGACUGCUGGGACUAUGGUGCUGUUGAAAGAUGAAAAUUUACCACCAUUGAAGUGGCAACUUGGGCGGGUAGUGGAGUUGCAUCCCGGAUCUGAUGGUAAUAUUCGUGUUGUUACCGUACGCACAAGGGAAGGAAUAUAUAGGCGUGCAAUAUCCAAAGUCUGUAUCUUGCCCAUCCGUGAUAACAUUAAUGCAUCAUCAGAGGAGAACUAGGACUCCUCCAACGGCGGGGGUCGAGAGGCCCCCGCACACCAGUUAAGUUAAUUACAUUUUUGAAUAUCAAAAAUCUAACCAAUCAUUUUUCUCGCAGUCGCAUUUUGUAUUAAAUGGACAUCGUUUGUUUUGACUUCACCAGAACUGAGCUUAAAUCAGAGUCGAGGUAACCCGUUUUGUUCUUGGUGGUGGAAAGUAAUUGCAUGCAGUGUGAGGGUGUAGCAGUUGCGCUGGUUACCGAACCAGUUAUGUUUGGUGUGGUCCACACCUAUACAGCCGUAUCGGCUGUCUCAGACGAACCUCAGUUAAUCACAGUUUUACGUUUGGUAUUUUCGAGGCACACUUGACAUCAGCGAGGCCUGAUCCUAACUGGGGAAUACCGACGUAAUGUAGACGUCAUUCUGUCUGCAGAAGGAACACCAACGCCAGGAGGCGCGGGCGGAGGCCAUCCGGCCUCCGUUUCAGGGAAGUCCUUUUUUGUAACAUCAUUUCGGUUUAAAAAAGCACCCUCUCAUUUUAUUCAUAGCACCACCACCAGCGACGAACGGUAUCAGGCACGACCAGUCAACACAAAAAGCAAGCACCAGCAAAACAAUGAACAGGACAACUGCGACUGCGGAGAUAACGUUCCAAAUCGUCAACAGAAAUUACAGUUACUUUCAACAACAAUCUCAUCAUUUACUAGCAUCAGAAACAACCGCAGACAAAGGUAUCAGGCGCAUCAUCAACGUGUCAACUCCCAUCAGCAGAAUAUAAACACGAACUAAGAACUUGGCAGCAACAACAACAGCAAAUGAAACGAAAGAAGGAUCACAACAAAACUCACACAUAUUGUAGAGCACAAUCGGCGAAUCUAGAUCAAGUUCAUAGUACCGUUACCCUCACCAGACGUAAAUAGUAGCACCAACAAUGACCAGAUGAUGUAAACAAACCGGGAUGUACCGUUACCACGGAGAGCGCUGCCUAUUUCCGAAGUGUGUGCCAGACAACCUCUGUUCUCAUCGGUUUCGUAGUAGCUAGAAUAGGACAGAAGCAAUUGAAAUGCAAGAUAUUUCAAGGCGGCCGGCAUGUUUAUGCGAAAAGGAAUUUUGAGCAUCCCGAGAAAACGUGAUCCACAACAACCAAGCGAUAUUGUUUUCCUCUUUUCCCACACAGUAUCGCUUGGUUUGUUUCACUCGAGCAACAAUUACUCAGAGAGACCAAUUCUCUCUAGAGAUAACGUUUUUUGAUGUUGCUUUGAUCGAUGUUUCUGAUAAAACAGCUGAUUGUAUGAAG
Messenger RNA from Toxorhynchites rutilus septentrionalis, 5520 nucleotides. RefSeq lists its product as uncharacterized. The transcript has 3 exons. Bases 1 to 4245 code for a protein of 1414 amino acids. The record is from RefSeq and is a predicted model, not a curated record. Gene Ontology annotation, biological process: DNA integration. Lineage: Eukaryota; Metazoa; Arthropoda; Insecta; Diptera; Culicidae. Gene Ontology annotation, molecular function: nucleic acid binding.